AUGGACCUACUCUCACGUGUUCCACACGAACAACAACGAAAUAUUCCGAAUGGAAAUAUUGAUUUAGAUGACGAAAAGGAGAAUAUAGCUAACUUACCAGGUGAGUUAGGGAGGGGCGUUGACAUUGAUGUCAAGACACUGACAUCAGAGGAAAAGAAAAAGUAUAAAAGAGGAUGGAAAAACAACGCCUUUAACGAGUAUGUCAGUGAUAUGAUCUCGUUAGACAGAUCAAUAGAGGAUAAUCGAGAUCCCGAGUGUAAAACAAUGGUAUAUAGCAACAAUCUGCCAGACGCCAGUGUCAUUAUUACAUUUCACAACGAGGCUUGGUCCGUGUUGCUAAGGAGUGUACAUAGUAUUAUAAACCGAACCCCUCCGGAAUUAUUAAAGGAGAUCAUCCUUGUGGAUGAUUUCUCCGAUAUGCCACAUUUGCAUGCUCCACUAGAGGAGUAUAUGAGUCGAUAUGGAAAGGUGAAGAUAUUGAGAGCUAGCAAUAGAGAGGGGCUUAUCAGAUCAAGACUUCUCGGAUAUAAUAGCGCCUCUGGAACUGUGCUGGUGUUUCUUGAUUCCCACAUAGAAUGCGCGGACGGCUGGAUUGAGCCACUUCUAGACCCCAUCGCUCGUGACAAGACAAUCUCAGUUACACCAAUAAUCGAUGUUAUCGAUGAUAUAACAUUUCGCUACGAAAUUGGCAAAGCAAGACAUGUACAAGUGGGUGGUUUCGAUUGGUCGUUGACGUUUACUUGGCACGUUAUACCAGCGUCUGAGAGAGCACGUCGCAGUUUCAAAGACUAUCUACCUGCCAGGUCUCCCACCAUGGCAGGAGGGUUGUUCGCUAUCAGUCGGGAAUACUUCACACACCUAGGCACUUACGACGAGGGAAUGAAUAUUUGGGGAGCAGAAAAUCUUGAAAUUUCAUUUCGGAUUUGGAUGUGUGGAGGCACACUUCUGACCGCCCCUUGUUCACAUGUUGGUCACAUUUUCCGGAAACAUUCUCCGUAUUCAUGGCCAGGAAAGAACAUUCUGUUGCGCAAUAACCUUCGUUUGGCUGAGGUAUGGCUCGAUGAUUUCAAAACUUACUACUACAGUCGGAAAUCUCAACAACAGAUAACUGAAACAGACUUUGGAGAUAUAUCAGCGAGAAUAGCUUUACGUAAACGUCUUAAAUGCAAAAGUUUUGCAUGGUAUCUAAAAAACGUGUUCCCCGAAAUAUACAUUCCAGGGAAUUCUUUUGCAUCCGGAGAGAUAAGGAACAAAGCGAAGCCUGUUUGUUUGGAUGGAAGGGACACACCUGAUAUCAAUAAUGUUAUCAAAUCUUAUCCUUGUCAUCAGCUCGGCGGAAAUCAGUUCUGGAUUUAUAUGAAGGACCAUUCUUUCAGACGAGAUAGACUAUGUUUUGAUUAUUUUACAUCUACGAAAGCUAUACAACUUAUAUCAUGUCACGGAAUGCACGGAAACCAGGAAUGGGAGUAUAGAGAUGACAACACCAUAUACCAUGUGAAUACCCAGAAGUGUAUAACGCUGGCCUUUGAUGGUCAAUCUGUAUUCAUGGAGGAGUGUAGAGGUACCGACAGUCAGCUAUGGUUGAUGGACAGGAAACCAAUAAAAGGCCCGAUAAUUUAACUUGGCCUUUUGUGAUAUUGACUUACGUUAUAUGUGUCGGUAAGACUAACAGAACUAUACUAAUGUCAGUUAGAAAAUUACAAUCAAAAUUAUAAUUUGACAUAAUUAAAUGAUACAUUUUUUUUUCGAAAACAAAACUU
Mizuhopecten yessoensis (Yesso scallop) is the source of this 1760-nucleotide messenger RNA. RefSeq names its product polypeptide N-acetylgalactosaminyltransferase 5-like. Bases 1 to 1620 code for a protein of 539 amino acids. The record is from RefSeq and is a predicted model, not a curated record. Gene Ontology annotation, cellular component: Golgi apparatus. The transcript has 12 exons. Lineage: Eukaryota; Metazoa; Mollusca; Bivalvia; Pectinida; Pectinidae.